AGUACUAAAUUAUGCUUGAUUACGAUUGUUUGAUUAGCUGAUUGUGGUUCCAAAAUUAGGUCGUGGGAAAGAUCCACACACACAGCUUAGUUGCUGACCCACGUAUGUUUUCAGGCUCGCAGGUGCAACUAGGAUCGGACUACUGAGGCUGCCCUAUCCUUCUGUACUACCAUCAUGAGGUAGUUUGGAACACUAUUCUGUCAUGGUCACCUAGGAUUUCUGCUUUGAGUGUUUUCAAUAAUAACCCACAUUUUGUAAAAUUCAAUAAGUGGGUUGGUGAUCGAAUAAUGAGUUUGUAUGAUAACGGUUUAUGUUUGUGUUUAAUAAUCGGAGAUGAUGUUUGAGAUGAUUGAGUUCAACCAGUAACACCAAGGAUUUGGCUGCGCGGUUGAACCAUGGGUUCAACCAUAGAGAUUUUGGGUGGGGUGUUACACCUGACCUGCCACAUCAGAAAAUAGCCACGUCAGACCCAACCCAACCAAGCCCCUACCCCAACUGCAUUUCUUGACCCUUCCUCUCCCCAAGUUCCCCUUUGUCGUUUUUCUUCGUCGUGAGCCAAGGAGUCGAUCGCCAUCUGUUUACACCAAAAGUUAACCUUGUACCACAUCGGUUAAAAACAAGGAAUUAAAUGGCCUUAUAAGGCCAACUUAAUCAUAUUAGUUUAAAUCAGUUGAGUGGGCCAUGAGAAUUUGGUUUUUGGGCCCAUUACUCAGUGCCACCACGCGCGCCAUGUAUCCCCAAAUUUGGCUAAGUAUGGGAGCCACCCCCAUGACAUGCAGAGGGCGUGGCCCUCAUAUCUCCGCCCCCAGGAGGUACCAAGGGGGGGGGGGGGGGUGGCCAUCAUAUCUCCACCCCCAGGAGGUACCAAGGGGGGUGGCCACCAUCAUACCACCCCCAGGACGUGGCAAGGGGGGUGGACAUCAUACCGCCACCCCCAUGACAUGGUGAGGGGGUGAUGGCCGAAUUUGGCCAUCAUAUCUCCACCCCCAGGAGGUACCAAGGGGGGUGGCAAGGAGGCACCAUGAUAUGACACAAGGGUGAUCACUAAGGAUGGCAAGGAGAACCCCCCAUGAGAUGAUCAGGGGGUGGCCAUCAACACACCCCGCCAUGAGCAUGCAAUCCCCAUGAUAUGAUCAGGGCGGUGAUUAAUAUCCACCCCCUGUGGUAUGGUCAGGGGGUCACCAACAUACGCCCCCAUGGUAUGGCCAAGGGGCGUGGUCAACAUCGCCCCCAUGAGGUUGCCAAGUGGGCUACCAAGACACCACCCUCAUGAGGUGGUCAAGGGGGGUCAUCUGAGCACGUGGUGAAGUAUUUUUGCCAUUUUGACUCAGGUGGUUUGAGUACCCACCCAUAUGUGGCAUGUGGUCUGCUUUCAUGCCUUAGCUAUUUUUACUCUAUGGAUAAGCAAAACUACGAAGGAGAUGCCAAGAAUAGAGGUUGAGGUCUCAAGAUGAGGAAGUCAAGACUGAAGAGGACCCCACAUCCAACAUCAGGGUAACCGUCAUAGCAGUUGAGUGGGUAACCGUCACUCCACGUUAGUAGAGCAGUUUCUUGGGGCAGUUACUUCUGGUGGCUAUAAAUAGGAGGUGAAGAUGAUAGAGAAAGGGUUCGCCAAAAUCACACUAGACAACACAAUGUCAAAUUUUACUGUGGAGCACAUUGGACGUUUUACUGUCCAGUGUGGGGAUGUGGGAGAUUUUAUUAAGUUAAGAGUAUUUGUAAACUCAUUGACAGGACCUGCUUUUGCCUGGUAUGUCAAUUUGCCAUCCAACUCCAUCCAAACAUGGCAGCAGAUGGAGCAAAUCUUCCAUGCUCAGUUUUAUAGAUCUGAGCGUGAAGUUUCCAUGGCUGAUUUGGCACGAAUGCGCCAAGAACCAGGGGAGUCAGUAGAGCACUUCUUGACAAACUUCAAGAAUGCUCGUAACCGAUGUUUUGUCAACUUCACAGAGAGAGAGUUUGUCAAGUUAGCACAAGGGGGGUUGAGUUUUGAGUUAAGGAAGAAAUUCCAAGAUAGAGAAUUCUCUGACUUUUUCCAACUCAUGUCUUGUGCGGUGAGAUAUGAAUAUCUUCUUCAAGAAGAGGAGAAUAGGAGGAGUGCCUCAAGGGGGCAAUACUUCCCCAACAUCGGCUACCCUGUCAACUAUAUUGGCCAAGAGGCCAAUGAGGUGGAGGUAGACCUGGCUGAGUUAACUCUGGGGAAGCCAUAUGUAUGUGCUCCUUUGGCUAAUAUGGACAAUGAACCACAAGGGGGUAGACCAAAUUGUGCCCCCAUCCAGCCACGGAAGUAUUCAUUUUAUAUUUCUAAAGCCGACUUGAUAUUUGACCAACUCUACAAAGAUGGUCAAAUCAAGUUGACAGGGGGGCAUAACAUCCCACCCCCUGAGAAGUUAAGAGGAAAAACAUAUUGUAAGCGGCAUAACAACAUGCUACACUCCACAAACUCAUGUGUGGUUUUUCGCAAUAUAUUGCAGGAUGCUAUUGAGAAGGGUCGCAUCAAGCUCCCCGAGCCAAAGAAAGAUGCCAUGAUGGUGGAUACCAACCCGUUUCCCAACGUGCUUGGUGUUAACAUGGUUAAUCCAGACUUCUCCAAGAUUGAGCUUCCUCGUUUCAAACUUGUGUUAGAUACAACACCGCAACAAGGGAUCCCCAAAAGAGUGGUUGAGCAGGGAAAGUCAUCGAGGGGCAAGCAGGUCAACUCGGCCGCGUCUAAGGUGUCCAGUGAGGUGGAGAAGCUAUGUUCCCAGUGCAAAAGGAAUCUUAGACUUGAUGAAGUGAAACCGAAUCGACCAGUCCAACAAAGAAUUGGCCCACCCCAUAGGCCUAGAUACCCAUCCUAUCAAAGACAAGUAGAGGGGGUCAUUCAACCGACAUGGGGGCAAAGAAGGCAAUGGGUGGCACAUGGCCCUCUUCCCAUGAGAAGGACUUCCAAGAUGCCCAAUGUGCCACAAGGAGGGGGGCAUACUUAUGAUAUGCAUAGUCAACCAGUAGCUAUUGGGGGGAUGGCAAGGACUCAAAGGAGGAGAUUCCUACGUAAGAAUGCUAAAGCACGAAAGGGGCAAUACCCAGCAGUACCUGGUGAGAUAGUGGGGCCAUCACAACAAAAUGAGGAUGGUCAUGCUACUAUUGAGGUGGACAACUCUAUGGCCACAGGUCCCAAAGUAAUAGUGUCUGACAAGGGCACGCAUGUCCAAGUCCAAAGUGAUGGUAAAGGUCAGAAGGGAAAAAAUGGUGAAGGUGGUGAUUCAAAGCCAGCUUGUGAAGAAUCAUCUCCUUUGAACAACCAUGGACAAAUAGUGUAUGGUUGGCUGGUUUGGUUUAAUACAUGGACUUGGCAGUGGGUUUAUACCUUUGGCACAUUGGUUAUUGCCAAAGGGUAUGGAGAUCAAUGAUGCUUGUAACUACUUAUUAUAUGCAAUAAAAAAAAAGGAAAAAAAUAGUUAAUAUAGAAAAGCCAAUCAUGGCUAUAUAUAUAUAUAUAUAUAUUUAAAAUGCCAAAGUGGCAAGUUUCAGAAGAAGUUAGUAGGUUUUGAUGUGAGAAUAUUGCCACGACUGGUAAGCCUCAAUCAUUACUCGUCUUGUCAGGCCAUUAAGGUGGCUUAACCAUGCCAAACUUUAAAAUUUUGAAAGGUGUGAACCAUGUACCCCAUGACAAGACAUGGAGGUGAUGGUGAACAUGGAGUAUGAUUAGUAGUAGUUUGGAUUAACUAGGGGCGCAUGAUGUUGUUCUAGCCCAAUAACUUCAAAAGAUACCAUGCCGUGUGAUUUAAGAGUGACCAUAAGUGUUGGUGGUCACAGUGGCAUGGGGGGCACAGUUGUGUCGAGAUGGAAGGACUAUGGAAUAAUUAUGUUUGACUCCCUUCCUUCCACCCACACGGCAGCAAAGGAGAAGAAAUUGGGAUUGUUUUGGUCAUUUAAAUUGUAAGGCCAAGUAUUUGAGUUUGGUAGGCUAGUUGGUGUGAAACUACUUAGUCCAUAAUUCUUAUGCACUAAGUAGUUGGGGGGCAAUUGUUUACACCAAAAAUUAACCUUGUACCACAUCGGUUAAAAACAAGGAAUUAAAUGGCCUUAUAAGGCCAACUUAAUCAUAUCAGUUUAAAUCAGUUGAGUGGGCCAUGAGAAUUUGGUUUUUGGGCCCAUUACUCAGUGCCACCACGCGCGCCAUGCAUCCCCAAAUUUGGCUAAGUAUGGGAGCCACCCCCAUGACAUGCAGAGGGGGUGGCCAUCAUAUCUCCGCCCCCAGGAGGUACCAAGGGGGUGGGCAUCAUAUCGCCACCCCAAGGAGGCUGCCACCCCUAGGAGGUACCAAGGGGGGGGGGGGGCAUCAUAUCUCCACCCCCAGGAGGUACCAAGGGGGGUGGCCACCAUCAUACCACCCUCAGGACGUGGCAAGGGGGGUGGACAUCAUACCGCCACCCCCAUGACAUGGUGAGGGGGGUGAUGGCCGAAUUUGGCCAUCAUAUCUCCACCCCCAGGAGGUACCAAGGGGGGUGGCCACCAUCAUACCACCCCCUGGACGUGACAAGGGGGGUGGGCAUCAUACCACCACCCCCAUGACAUGGUGAGGGGGUGAUGGCCGAAUUUAUGGUGAGGAGGGUGAUGGCUGAAUUUGGCUAAGGCGAGGAGUAUGGGAGUCAACCCCAUGACAUGGCAAGGGGGUGGGCAUCAUAUUGUCACCCCCAUGACGUAGUGAGGGGGUCAUAUUACCACCCCCCCCCCCCCCAUGGAGUGUUUGUGGAGUAGCAUGGGAUCACCACCCCCAUGCGGUGUGAAAUACGACUAAGUAUGGUGAGGCAAGGAGGCACCAUGAUAUGACACGAGGGUGAUCACCAAGGAUGGCAAGGAGAACCCCCCAUGAGAUGAUCAGGGGGUGGCCAUCAACACACCCCGCCAUGAGCAUGCAAUCCCCAUGAUAUGAUCAAGGUGGUGAUUAAUAUCCACCCCCUGUGGUAUGGUCAGGGGGUCACCAACAUACGCCCCCAUGGUAUGGCCAAGGGGCGUGGUCAACAUCGCCCCCAUGAGGUUGCCAGGUGGGCUACCAAGACACCACCCUCAUGAGGUGGUCAAGGGGGGUCAUCUGAGCACGUGGUGAAGUAUUUUUGCCAUUUUGAUUCAGGUGGUUUGAGUACCCACCCAUAUGUGGCAUGUGGUCUGCUUUUGACACGCUAAAACACAACACCUAACAAUGGCCAAGUGUAACCAAUGAAAGGGACUGCAGUAUAGUGGCACAAGUAAUAAAUAUCGAAUCCACGG
This is a messenger RNA of Linum trigynum, 5250 nucleotides long. The record is from the annotation of a GenBank genome assembly. Lineage: Eukaryota; Viridiplantae; Streptophyta; Magnoliopsida; Malpighiales; Linaceae.